Trichoderma asperellum CBS 433.97 is the source of this 718-nucleotide messenger RNA. The record is from RefSeq and is a predicted model, not a curated record. Lineage: Eukaryota; Fungi; Ascomycota; Sordariomycetes; Hypocreales; Hypocreaceae.
AUUUAAAUGCCAAUUAUACCUUGUUUCUUUUUAAAUGUAGUUGCCACUUGCUUACAUAUUCUGACAUAGUGGUUUAACGGUUGAAGUUGAAGUCCUACCGCUAGUGCCCACUAUGCGUGAUACUGCAUAUACUUAUGCACUCAUUAUGCCAAAGCUCACAUGUAAACAGCCUAGAUCAAACAAACUAAGUUAUGAUCUCCGUGAGUGUAUCGGGAGCUCCCGUCCGAGCCCAUUCCAGCUCAAGUGCCACCCGGCAGUCCUCUCGCUGCCUGAGUUUGCUUUUUCUUAUACCAGCCAUGCAGUUUCUUCUGAAAGUCUCUGUUGUCCUUGCGCUUGCUUCAAGCGCCAUUGCCGGUCAGUGCUCCAACCACAAUAAGGGAGCACACAAGUUGGAUUGUGUCAGUAAGAGUGAGCUAUCUCAGCAUGGUAGUGACUAUUGCGACACUCAUUGGGACACAAAAUCCGGCACCUGGUCGAAUUUUGCCGACAGCAGCGGACACACCGCCAAUAUCGGAAUGGUUGGAUUGUUCUCCUCUAAGGCGGCUUGCAAGUCGGCCUUCGCGGAAAUAGUUGAUAGCUGCUACAAUGGCUGGGAUGGAGGUGCCUGGGUGGCGUAUGGGACCUUACUGCACAUCAAUUUCUGCAAGUGGGGAUCGGAUGAUAAAGCACCAAAGGAGGAAUUGUAAGGAUUGUAUGCAAAUGUCCAUCUAUCCCGCAU